UCGGCUAACUCGACCGCCCGCACAUCGGCCGUGACCGACGACGAACAGCCCGCAAAACUGCGACAGGGCCAUUCCAGCCCCAGGACCACCAUCUUGGACCUCGUCUCCAGUACCGCCUCGUCGUCCGCUCUGCCCGAGUCCUUUGGCUUCUUUGUUUCUCGCAAAGGCUCGCUCAUCGCCAUAUACGGAGCGACCAACAUCUGGCUGAUCAAUGCUACCCAGCUGCCGCGGCUGUUCACACGCAUACUCGAGGUACGGAGGAAGCCAGUGGCCUUGGAUAUCUUGGACGAUGGGACAUUGCUCGCCGUGCUCUCUACUCCCAGCAAGGUAGAUGUGUACCGACUCCCUAGCGAAGGAGACCAACCAAUUGUGAAGGAGAGGACUAUCCUGCUAGAGUACGACUCCAAUUCUAUAGCCCUGACUCCAGAAGGCCUCGUGCUGGCCACUGGAAAUGAAUUUGGCAUUGAGGUCAUGUCUUUGGCACCGAACGCGACCGAGGCAAAUAAGCGCUAUGUCUCAUCUCCACGGAUGGAUACCUUGCAAUUCUCGGAUGACGGAAGGACCCUUUUGGCAACCACAUUCGCCCGCCAGUCAGGCACGUCUACCAUAUUCACUGUACACGGCGCUUUCGACGGCCCAUUCACCGAAGAAGGAAUCCCAAUUCAACAAGAGGUAGACAAGGCGUGGACUACACAGAUACUGUUUCCAGAAAAGAUCAAAGUCGCUCGACAGGCUAGUCUACUCCCCGAUUCAUCCACCGGCCAGGUCAACGAACUGUUUGCUUUUGAUGCAACGGAGGGCUCCUGGGGCAUUUUCGACUUGGCAGGUUUAACAUUUACAGAAAAGAAGGAUUUUCUCCCUGAAGAGCAGCGGUGGACACGUGCUGAGUUUUUAGAUGAUGCUCUGCCGGCGGUCUCCCCGAAGGCGGAUCAUGUCGCCAUCGCUCUCAGGAAGCAGAACACGACGAGCAUUUGGUUCUAUCGUAUUCCCGAAUCCUCACUAGGAGAAGACCCAUCAUACAAGCUCAAUGCGGAGCACGGGAGUGACCAAUCACCGCUAGAACCGUGUGCUUGCAUACCAGUGCUUCAAGGAGAUGCUUCCAUGCAUCAAGAAAUAGCUGCCUUGCGUUGGACAACCAUUCCGGACAGUCCUAACGUCGAGCGGCUGAUUGCAAUUGGAAAUGUGUCACGUGGUAUUACUUUUGGUGGGGAUGAGGAAUUGCGCCCCUUGUCCCACAGCUCGAGUGGCGUAGUAGUGGUAAUGGAUUUCGACCGGACCAGAACGGGGCCUACAGACAACGCCGUUCCGAUCAGGACGACAUACGACCUGGAUACUCUCCUACCAGGAGAAAAGCUUCCUGAAGAGAAUAUCGAGUUCGAGCGAGAAGUGGAGCUCGUGCGUACCCGGACGGUCGCUCAACGCAGGACGGCUGAUCGGGCAGCUACGAGAACUGCUAGAAAUUCUAGAGCUCUCGGUAGAUCUCAGACAACAAGCAGCCGCGAAGCAACCGCAGAGCGAAGACCUCCGCUGCCAACCAUCAUUAGGAAUGACGAAGAGGAUGAUGAACUCGACGGGGACGAGGUCCAAGCAGCAUUCGAGGUCCCAUACGAUCAUUCCCAGCCACGAUCUCAAAUGUCUCUUCAGCGGGCGGCAACCGUUGCGGCCGUAUCUCCUGCCAAUAGGAGGCACCUUCGCGCCCUUCCUUUCCGGCCCCUAGAUUAUAGGAGAGCGGAUGGUACGCGGGAAAUACCUCAUGAGUCCGACGCCGAUAACUGGGUACCGCCACCUCCACCAUAUACACCUAAUGCCGACCCUCCUGGACCUGAGGCUACCAGUAUCAGUCUGACGCACCCGCUGGGCCCC
Mytilinidion resinicola is the source of this 1863-nucleotide messenger RNA. RefSeq lists its product as uncharacterized. The record is from RefSeq and is a predicted model, not a curated record. Gene Ontology annotation, molecular function: protein binding. The annotation marks the transcript as partial. The transcript has a single exon. Lineage: Eukaryota; Fungi; Ascomycota; Dothideomycetes; Mytilinidiales; Mytilinidiaceae.